Messenger RNA from Magallana angulata, 1065 nucleotides. RefSeq names its product caveolin-1-like. The transcript has 2 exons. Bases 145 to 534 code for a protein of 129 amino acids. Lineage: Eukaryota; Metazoa; Mollusca; Bivalvia; Ostreida; Ostreidae. The record is from RefSeq and is a predicted model, not a curated record. Gene Ontology annotation, molecular function: molecular adaptor activity. Gene Ontology annotation, biological process: caveola assembly. Gene Ontology annotation, cellular component: caveola.
ACAAAUCUUGAUUAGAGACGUCAGUUUUUGACCAGGGCAAGUGUCUACAAAUUUUGAUUUACCGUCUGAAUUUUUUUUAAUCGAAGCUCGCUCGGUUCUUUAAGAUAUCAUUUGUUGUUGAUCAUAAAUAAUUCGGGAUCAACUAUGCCUGAAGAAAAUGAGAUGAUAGUUCGGGAUCCCAAUAACCUCAAUGGUCAUCUCGGGACUCUACUAUUUAAUGACGUCAUCGGCGAACCGGACGGGACCCACAGUUUCGACUGCGUUUGGACAUUUUCCCGCUCAUGCUUUGAGAGUUGGAAAAUCUUUUGCUACAACUUGAUGACGAUGUGUUGCGGAUGUUGCAUGGCUGCGCAGUGGGGUUGCGAGUUUGCGUUCAUCGCUUUCUGGCAUAUCUGGUACAUCACCCCGAUGUUCAAGGUUCUGGAGAUCAACUGUGGAGUCUGUCUGCGCCUGUAUUCAAUGUGCAUCAACUGUUGCAUGACUCCGGUUUGUGAGGCCGUCGGAGGGAUAUUCCAUCAUUUCAAACGCACUUGACUCUUGCGUUUAUAAAAGAAAAAGCACGUCAUGUUUUGGGAACACUUGGGUUAUGCUCGUGUUGUUUGAUGAUACAUUUACAAGUUAUUGUCACUAAAUAUUGUUUCUAAAUACUAUUCUGUGUUUGUGCAAAGCGGAGUUGAUAUUAUCCGAUUUAAUUUUGCUACUUUUCAAGUCAGUUACAUAUACAUAUAUAUAUACAAAUUUAAGUUCUUAGUUUCUAUCAUAUAUCCUGAAUUUUAAUCAAAUACUACUAGGAAAAAAUAUUACAAGAAUCUUAAGUAUAAUAGAUAAUGUUAUUAUUAAUAUCUCUUUGUUAUCUUUUAAUAAUCUGAGUCGGGAUCUGGAUUCUAUAGUCAUUUUUAAGCUAUAUUUUCAUGUACCAUUUUUAGGCGAAGAGCUCUUAGAAAUACAUAAAAAAAAUGUUAAACAGAAAAGUUAAACAGUUGGAUGUUUUUUUUUUUAUUAAAUGCAAAAACUGGUUUAUGAUCAAAUUCAUCAUAUUUAAAAGGUAACGACAGAUUUAACGGA